Molecule: messenger RNA, 1969 nt
Organism: Tetranychus urticae (two-spotted spider mite)
Lineage: Eukaryota; Metazoa; Arthropoda; Arachnida; Trombidiformes; Tetranychidae
Biological process (GO): regulation of transcription by RNA polymerase II
Molecular function (GO): DNA-binding transcription factor activity, RNA polymerase II-specific; RNA polymerase II cis-regulatory region sequence-specific DNA binding
Source: RefSeq, a predicted model, not a curated record
UUUUUCAACAAACCAAGUAAAUGAAUGUUAGUGAAAAAAGUUGACCUCAACGAGAAACGUUAAGCAAAAACGUUGAAAAAUCCCGCAGCAUCACCAAAACUACAUUUUUAAACUAAUUUAUUUCAUUUACAUUUGAUUGAUUAACUUCAAUUGUUGACAUUUUUUUUGUGUGUGUUCUCAAGGAUUCUCUUUUCAUCAAAUAUCUGGUUUUCCGUGUCCAUCAAGUUUACACCAAAAGUCCAUCAAGUGUCAACCGUGAGUUUAUCAAGUGUCUAUUAUGUUCAUCAUCAUUUAACAAUAAAAGUUGACCAGCAGUGAUUCAAUGACGCUCAGUCAAACUAUGGAUUCAGUUAAUAGUGUACCAGAGGAAGAGAUUUGGCAAGAUUUGGAGUUUGUCUUGUGUGCCAAUGAUCUCGGUCUGGUUAUGAAUGAAACUUUACCCGUUACUUUGUCAACCUCUUCCCGAUUACUUACUCGGCAACAUCAACAGUCAUUUAACAAUGAAUUAAUUUGUAAUCGAUUACCUUCUUCAUCAUCAUCGCCAACAUCAAUGGUUGAAGAAAAUAUCCUGACCAAUGGUUAUCCGAUUAAACAGGAGAAAUUGGAAAUGGAAAUGGAAAUUAAUUUUGUACCAAAAAUUAAUAGAAACGUCAACAGUGGCAACAACAAUGGUCUAAGUGAUAAUAGCAGCAAUAGAAGUGAAGAGAAAAGUUUGACGAUAAAUCGAUCCAUCACUAAAAGCAGCAACAUUUCUGGUGACAAUCGAUCUAUAAAUAGUGCAACAAAUAGCAAUGAAAAUGCAAUUAAUGGUGAUAGUUGUAAACAAAACAUUGAUAACAACAACAAUGCCGAUAAUAAUAAUAGUAAUAAUAAUAAUAAUGAAAAUAGUGUCAAUUUAAGCAAUACAAAUAGUAAUAACAUUGACAAUAAAAGUAGUAAAAAUGAAUCGGACAAAAUGAUUACAAGUAAUAACAAUAAUCACAUUAACCAUUCAAGCCCAUUAAGUGUCAAUUCUGGUAUCACUUGUGAUGCCUCCAAUGAAGAGACAAAUGAUGAUCUCAAUGGGAUCUCAUGGACUCAUGAAAUGGUUUCAAGUGCCAAAGAUCCAAUGAUCUGGUCUAAUUCAUCCGUUUCAUCGUCAACCUCAUCGCCAUCACAAAAUGCAAACUCACCAAAAAGUACCAUGAUCAAUAUUAAUGUCAAUGGCAAUGCAUUUCAACCCGUUGAAACUUUAAGCUACUUCUGUGAUUCCCCAUUAAAUGAUCAUCAGCAUGCCCAUCAGCAUCACUCUUCUCAUCAAAAUUAUCAUCUAUCUCACCAUCAACAGCAACAACAACAACAACACAACUACAUGAAUGGAUCAAGUAAUAAUGGCCAAGCUCAUGGCUAUUCCUCGCCUUUGGGCUCAACUGGUUACUCUUGUAAAUAUUUUUCACCUUCACCCACCUCGUCAUCAUCUCCGGCAUCGCCUCCUCACCCAUUGAUAUCAUCGACAACAAAUGCAACUCCAUCGUCCACAUCAACAACAAACACUAUUCUUGCUUCUUUAAAUGGAUCACUGUCUUCGGUAUCUUCAUCUUCCUCUUCAUCUUGUUCAUCUUCAUCCUCAUCUUGUUCACCCUUUGACACUGGCUCUAGCUUGGUGUCGUCUCUUUGUGGUACUUUGAUACCACUGGUUGGAUCACAAAUGUCACCUCCAGCUUCACCCCAAAACGAGAACAAACCCUAUAUCAAUCAUUAUCACCAUCUUCACCCUCAUCUCCACCAUGGUCAUCACAAUAAUCAUGAGCAAUAUUUGACAAACACUGAACUUGCAAUUAAACUUGAACCUGUUCAUCAACAUCAACAUGACUCUGCUCUUCACCAAAAUACAAAUUUUACCAAUAAUCAGCAAUCAAUUCACCAUCAACCUGUUCACCAAUCACACCAUCAACAUAUCCACCAUCAACAUCACCAUCAUCAACCUCAC